UAAACCCUACUCUGAAGUUGAGCGAGGAAAAGCUUUUACUGAUCAGCAAUGGCGAUAAUCUCUGAUUUCCACGAGGAGGAGAAGAAUGAGUCUCAGGCCAAAGCAUCGCCUUCGUCUUCGUGUCCCCAACCCUCGGCUUUUAGCGCUAAAUUUGAUCCGUCGAAUCCAAUAGAUUUUCUGGAGAAGGUAUUCGACUUCGUCGCCCAAGAAAGUGAAUUUCUUGGGAAUGAGGCUGCUGAGAAGGAGAUCGCAUCGAUGGUGCGAGCUGCAAAAGAGAAGAAGAAGAAGAAGAGAGAAGAGCAGAGGGCCUCCGAGGAGAGGUUGAAAGCUGAGAAAAGAUUGAAGGAAGAGAAGGUUGAAGCAAAACAAGAGAAGGAUGAAAAACGGGAGGAUGAGAAAGAAGGAAAUGGUUUGAGAGUUCCUAACAAAGGUAAUGGCUUGGAUCUGGAGAAAUAUUCUUGGACUCAGACCCUCCAGGAGAUCAAUGUAAUUGUUCCAGUGCCAAAUGGAACCAAAUCAAGGUUUGUUGUGUGUGAGAUAAAGAAGAACCACCUUAAAGUUGGACUCAAGGGGCAGCCUCCAAUUAUUGAUGGGGAGCUACAUAGCGCUGUCAAGCCUGAUGAUUGCUAUUGGAGCAUAGAGGAUCAAAAUGCUGUUUCUAUACUUUUGACCAAGCAUGAUCAAAUGAACUGGUGGAAGUGUCUGGUAAAAGGUGACCCUGAAAUUGACACACAAAAAGUUGAACCUGAAAACAGCAAAUUGUCUGACCUCGAUCCAGAGACACGACAGACUGUUGAAAAGAUGAUGUUUGAUCAGAGGCAGAAGUCUAUGGGCCUCCCAACCAGUGAUGAGCUCCAAAAACAGGAAAUAUUAAAGAAAUUUAUGGCGGAGCAUCCGGAGAUGGACUUCUCAAGGGCUAAAAUUUCAUAAGUGUCGUACCGCUCUUGGCAUGCUUUGCGGCCUGGUGUCUUGCAUGCUAGCUGCUACUUUGUGGUCCCUGGGUUGCUGUCUUCUGUGCUGUCUGGAGAUGCUCUUUUGGGUAUAGGGAGAUGAAACUGUGUUCAUAUAUUUUUUGAAUGUUUAGAGGGCCAAUAUCAAACGUUGCCUUUUUAAUGGAUUUACUGUAGGAUUAUUUUGUCCGGUUAUUUCUUCUAUAUGCUGUGUGGUCUAUCGUUGGAUAUUAAAAUUUAGGUUUAAGGGGGACGCAUGUUCGCAACUCUAUUUUGUAGACUUGAGGAAUUGCGGAUCAAUUUAAUUAUAAAUAGGCCUGCUAAGUGUGUUUUGGUGCA
Molecule: messenger RNA, 1289 nt
Organism: Neltuma alba
Lineage: Eukaryota; Viridiplantae; Streptophyta; Magnoliopsida; Fabales; Fabaceae
Product: protein BOBBER 1
Exons: 6
Coding region: 49-930 (293 amino acids)
Biological process (GO): protein folding
Cellular component (GO): cytoplasm
Source: RefSeq, a predicted model, not a curated record